CUUGCCUCCAGCAUACAAUGGCAAGUCACCCUGCAAAACCUGAUACUAAAAACUGCAAGAGAUCAAGAGACUUGGAGCCUCAGAUGCCAGAUAAUCCACAACAGACUUCUCUUGGAAAGUUAGAGUCUUCUUUGUCUGAAAACUCUGGACUAUUUCCUAAAGAUGAAGUUCUGGAGAAAGAUUUAAGUGCAGAUAUGAGCAAGGAAAUAAAUGUAAUGAUGUCUGCAUAUGCAAAGCUCUUAAGUGAGAGAGCAACUGUAGAUGCAGCUUAUAUUGAUGAGAUAGAAGGACUCUUCAAAGAAGCCAAUAUUAUUGAAAACUUUCUAAUACAAAAAAGAGAGCUCCUGAGACAAAGGUUUACAGUAAUUGCAAACUCACUGCACAGGUAAAAUUGUGUAUUUAAAAGAGCUGAAAAAUUAAGCUCAUUAUCGUUGCAAAGGAAGAAUAUUGUUUACUCUCUUGAAAGCUCUCUGGUUGUUAAAGAAAAUGUGUACUUUAGACAUAGAGAAAAUUUCUUGAAUUGUGUUUUGGAUUUAAGUUUUAAAAUUAGACAUUAAUGUGAAGAGUGCAACUUUACUUUAAGGGUCAAUCAUUUGGCAUAAUUUAUCAAAAUGUACAAUCAAAUUAUGUAUGUGUUCUUUUCUAUUUUUUCUUAAUCCUCUUAAUCUUUACUAAGCUUAUAAAUGAAAACCCAGUGAGUUAGUCUGAUAAUGAUGAACAAUAUUGCUCAAAUUUUCUUUUUGACUUUUGCUUGAAAUUCAGAAAGCUUUGCAGUCUUUCAUGGUUUAAUAUGAUUUAAGAAAAUCAGAAUAUUAAUUUGUCCAUUUUUUCCAUAUGUAAUAAAAUCUAAUUGCAUUAUUGUUAUUUCAUAUUACCAUUAGUUACUAUUGACAUAUAAUAUUAUCAUAUUGUCACUAUUUAUUAUGUGACUAAUAAAAAUUUGGCAUAAAAUUGCUGUCUUGUGGUAAAAGUAAUAUAAUAAAAACCAGAAAUUACUAC
This is a messenger RNA of Erinaceus europaeus (western European hedgehog), 999 nucleotides long. RefSeq names its product testis expressed 12 (gene TEX12). Lineage: Eukaryota; Metazoa; Chordata; Mammalia; Eulipotyphla; Erinaceidae. Gene Ontology annotation, cellular component: central element. Gene Ontology annotation, biological process: synaptonemal complex assembly. The record is from RefSeq and is a predicted model, not a curated record. The coding region runs from base 18 to 389 and encodes 123 amino acids. The transcript is spliced from 4 exons.